Phycomyces blakesleeanus NRRL 1555(-) is the source of this 1176-nucleotide messenger RNA. RefSeq lists its product as hypothetical. The coding region runs from base 1 to 1176 and encodes 391 amino acids. The transcript has 2 exons. NCBI's taxonomy places the organism in Eukaryota, Fungi, Mucoromycota, Mucoromycetes, Mucorales, Phycomycetaceae. The record is from RefSeq and is a predicted model, not a curated record.
AUGAAAGCAAGCUGGCCAAGAUUCUCCUAUUGUUGGCUUCUUGCUUUCGCCCUUUAUCUUUGGAUUUUCGCAGUUUCGACCCAGGCUUUCCCAGUUCCGCUCUCUUCCAGUACAACAGACAAUUCACUCUAUGCGGAUAACCAACAACCACCAUCACAGCAGCAAAAAUUUAGCCUCCAAAACACAGAAGAUUCAAACAAAAGGGUUCAACAUGAAAGCAGUACAGAGCCAGGAGAAUACAGAGUCAACGUGUCCCAUUUUUCACAGCUGUUGACAUCCCAUCUAUUAUUCGAACACCUCGAGAAUACCUAUCUACUAGUCUCAAAAAAGAUUUCACUUUUCUUUCAAGACACCAUUCAACUCACGGCAAAAUUACCCGAACAACUGGUCAUCAACUCUAGUUCAUCAGUAGAUGUUCAAAUUCUAAAGCAUCAACUUAGAGGUGCCGUAGCAGCUUACAUUGAAGAUAGGGUUCCUGCAAUGUGGAACAUGCAUGCAUCUGCUCUCGACAAGACUUCUCUUCAAUCAUUUAUCGAAUAUACCGUAAUUAGAUUAUGCCAAACCAAAGACAAAUACGAUCAAGAUGAAGUAAUCACAAGUUCAAUAAUUGAUGACGAUAACGAUGAUCAGGAUGAUGAUUUUACCCAAUACAACAAAUAUCUCGAGCAACAAAAACAACAGGAAGGCCACCAAACUACCGACAGUGAAAUAGUCCUGACUGUGUCAAAUGUCUGUCUAAAUGCCAAUUCUGGCCUGUUGUUCUCCGCUCUGGAGGGUUACAUUGGAAAACAUAUCAGACAGGCCAUGUCGGACAUGGUUUCGAGCAACAACUUACCUCACCUUUACAGCGCAACUCGUGCUCAAGUGAAAGGAGUACUUGCUCACUUUAACAGCUACAUCCUAGUGUCUUCUGGGGUACAGCUUGAGUUGACCCUUUCGCCACAAGACGCUUUAUCAAUUUCAAAUGAUUAUUCUUGGCUUUUUAAGACGUCAACUGUAGAUGAAAUUCUUACGACUGUUGCACACUGGGCAAAUGAAGACACAGCAGGGGGUGAAGAAGAAGGAGAAGAAGGAGAAGAAGGAGUAGAAGGAGACCCGGUCAAGAAUUCAAGUUCUCAAAAUAUGCUUCUUGUCCAUUCGAUUCAAACUUUUGCUAACAUUGCUCAAUAUUCUUAA